Messenger RNA from Effrenium voratum, 954 nucleotides. NCBI's taxonomy places the organism in Eukaryota, Dinophyceae, Suessiales, Symbiodiniaceae. The record is from the annotation of a GenBank genome assembly.
UGAGAAGAGAGGCAAUCUGACGUGCGUGAUGGUGCAGCUUCGCUGAUGGCUCACGAGGAAGAGCAGGCCUUGGAGAUCGAGGCUUUGCAGUCGAUCUUCGACAAGGAGUUCGUCAGCAUCUCCAGCCGAGAGUUCACCAUCAAGUUGCUUCCCUUUCCAGCUGGGGAGGAGGAGAAUUACGUGGAGGUGACCCUUCACGUAACUUACACGGAUACCUACCCAGAUGAGGCUCCUGACUGGAAGCUGGAGGAUGUGAAAGGCUUGGGCGACGAGAAGCUGGAGCUGUUGCAGAAGAACGUGGAGGAGACGAUCGAAUCCUCGAUUGGCAUGGCCAUGAUCUACUCUGUGACAGAAGCGUGCCAGGACUUUUUGAAGGAGAACAACCAGAAAGAACUGUCCAUGCACGAGCAGAUGAUGCUGCGUCAAGCAGCCGAGGAGGGCGGUGAAGAUGAGGAAGAGGAUGAGGAUGAGGAGGAUGAGGAGGAGGAAGAGCCGGAAUGGAAGGGUUUGACAGAGAAGACGCUCUGCCCGGAGAAUGAACGCGUCACGCCCGAGACCUUCGGUGCCUGGAAGGUGAAGUUCGAUGCGGAGAUGGUUGAGAUCGGCCUGCUGAAGCGGGAUGAAACCAAAGCCAGGACGGGAAAGCUGAUCUUCACGGCGGAAGGUCAAGGCCAAGGCCAGGAAGGCAAAAGCGAUGGCUACAAAGACAAGUCCGAUGUUCUGGUCUACGAUGCUGCUUUGUUUGGAGAGGAUGCAGAUGAUUUGGAUGAUUUGGAAGAAGAGGAUGACUAGUGAAGUUGCGAAAGAUGUUGCAGCCAAAGUGAGCUUCGUGAGAGUGCCAACGAGCACAUCAUAGCAGUCUGCCAAGUUUCGCUCUUUAGAUGCGCGCCUUGCUCAGCCGCGUCACGCAAACAAACCAGUCUGCUUUGAGUAGAAAAGAUGCCACGACUUGAG